This is a messenger RNA of Chiloscyllium plagiosum (whitespotted bambooshark), 489 nucleotides long. The record is from RefSeq and is a predicted model, not a curated record. Lineage: Eukaryota; Metazoa; Chordata; Chondrichthyes; Orectolobiformes; Hemiscylliidae.
AUGGCAGCCUUACUCAGAAAAGCACUAAAGAAGAAAAUGUUUCAUCCAAAUGGAGAUCGUUUAUUUGCUGUGAUUGAAGUAAUGACAACUACACAGGAAGAUGAAAGGUAUUACCUUUGCAGUUCAGUAACAAAUUGUAAAGAGGUGCAAAUCACUUUUGUGAAAAACAUAGCUUCGAGUCAAGAUGAACAAUUUGAGAAAAUCAAUACAUGGUUUCUUGAAGAUCUUAAACUUGUGGAUGGAAAAGAAGCAGACCAAGAUAAUCCACACUUUGAUAUGCAUUUUGAUGAAGUUUACGGCUGGGAAACUUCCAGCACAGCCUCCAAAUAUACCUUUGUCCGAUGUUUGCAAGAGCUGAAUCACCACUACCUGGGAAAGAAGAUAUUAUUUGUUAAUUUUGACAUUGAUUAUUUAAUUGGCGCCAGUUCAAAUUUGAACAGAGGGGAUUUUACUGAAUCCAGAUUAAAACUACACUUGAAUAUGGAUUGA